Ahaetulla prasina is the source of this 3722-nucleotide messenger RNA. RefSeq names its product FCH and mu domain containing endocytic adaptor 1 (gene FCHO1). Bases 157 to 3393 code for a protein of 1078 amino acids. Lineage: Eukaryota; Metazoa; Chordata; Lepidosauria; Squamata; Colubridae. The transcript is spliced from 28 exons. The record is from RefSeq and is a predicted model, not a curated record. Gene Ontology annotation, biological process: clathrin coat assembly; clathrin-dependent endocytosis. Gene Ontology annotation, cellular component: plasma membrane; clathrin-coated pit; cytoplasm.
GGGGGGGUCCUUGGGCGGCGGAGGCGGGCGAGGCAGGUGCGCGAUGCGAAGGAGCGCGGAAGCAGGGAGACGGUCCGGUCAGUUGCUGCCAGCGAGAGCAUGACCCAGACACAGGUUUCCAGGAGCUGAACGAGGCCUGACUGCCCUGCCCCCACCAUGUCUUACUUUGCAGAGCACUUCUGGGGAGAGAAGAACCAGGGAUUCGAUGUCCUUUAUCACAACAUGAAACAUGGGCAAAUCUCGGCCAAGGAGCUGGCGGACUUCGUGCGGGAGAGGGCGGCUGUGGAGGAGGCCUAUGCCAAGUCCAUGGUCAAGAUGUCCAAGAUGGCCGGCAACAGCACCCAGCUGGGGACCUUUGCCCCCCUCUGGGAGGUCUUCCGCAUCUCCUCGGACAAGCUGGCACUGUGCCACGCUGAGCUGGUGAAGAAGCUGCAGGACCUCAUCAAGGAGAUCAGCCGCUACGGGGAGGAGCAGCUGCGAGCCCACAGAAAGUCGAAGGACGAAGUGGCCGGGACCCUGGAGGCCGUCCAGCAGCUUCAAGGGGCCGCCCAGCACCUGCCCAAGGCCAAGGAGGCCUUCCACAGCCGAUGCCAGGAGCUGGAGAGGCUACGCAGGGAGGGGGCCAGCCAGAAGGAGAUGGACAAGGCAGAACUGAAGUCCCGAAAGGCCGUGGACGCUUUGCGGCGCACCGUGGAGAAGUACAACGCGGCCCGUGCCGACUUUGAGCAGAAGAUGCUGGACUCGGCCGUGCGGUUCCAGGAGGUGGAGGAGUCUCACCUGCAGCACCUGAAGUCCCUGGUCGGCUCCUACAUCCACUCGGUGGAGGACACCCACGUCCAGAUUGGGCAGGAGGGUCCCCUUCCCUCCCCUGCUCAGGUGCAGGAGGAAUUCAAGCAGAACAUGGAGAACAUUGGGGUGGAGACGCUGCUACGCAACUUUGCCGAGAGCAAGGGCACCGGCUGCCACCCGCCAGGGCCCCUGGACCUGGAGGAACUGAGCGUGAUGUCCUCCUCACAGGAAGGACCCAAGCGCAGCCGCAGCAAAGCCUUCCGCAUUCCCGGACUCGGGCGCAAGGAGCGCGGGCGGGACUCGGGGGAGUCUCCGGAGGCAGAUUCAGGGCCCCCUGAGGUGGACGAGGAAGGCUUCACCGUCCGGCCCGAAAUGAACCAGAACGGCGAACAUAGCAGCCGCUUCUGCUCUUCCAGUGACUCAGACUACGAUGAUGAGGACCCGCCCAAAUUCUAUAUCCGGAUCAAGCCCAUCCAGCCGCCUGAGCGAGUGGGCAGUGCCGCCACCUCGGCCGCUACGGAGCAGCUGAAGGCCUCAGUGGGCAGCCUCAUCCUGCCGCCCUGCGUGGGGGGCACCAUGAAGAGACAUUCCUCCAGGCACUUGAAAACCUUCCCUUCGGCUGCUGUGGUGCCCACUGACACUGGCCCAGCCCCAGGCGCAGGAGAGCGAGGUGGUAGACCAGGGAGCGCUGUGACCCCCAACCUGGUGCCCCGGAUGAACAGCUGUGACAGUAAAAGUAAGCCAGAGGCCCUUCCGGCCAGCGCCUUGUUUGGGCCUCCCCUGGAGUCGGCCUUUGAAAACGAAGCCUUCACAGCCCCCCGAGCCUACCUGCUGGCCUCCAGCCCCUCCCCCUUCUCCUCCUCCUCCCCCGAGAACGUGGAAGACUCUGGCCUGGACUCCCCCCCCCACCUGGCCAUGGGGCCCUCCCCAGAUUCCCGGCUGUGGAGCUCCCGACCGGCCACGCCCCUGAGCCCCACGGGCCAAAGGACCCCCAAGGGGGCCAUCACGUUCCGGGGCAGCCGCGGGGCCAUUCUGCCCGAGGACAGAGCUAACCCCUGGCUGCCCCAGCCCUCGGCCCCCCAGGAUGCCCGCUUCGGGGCAGAGCCAGACUGGGCAGGAUCCGGGGCCUCAUGGCCCCCUGCAGGGGCCCGGGCCUUCUCUGCCUGCUCCCCUGACCUCUUCUCCUCGGAGGCUGGGUUGGGGGGUCGGCGGCUUUGGGUGUCCCGGCCUCGGAGCCCGGCAGCCUCAGACGGGGCCCCUCGGACUGGGGAGCGCGACAGCUGCCUCUCCUCCAACUCAGCUUCCUCCUCCUCCUCCUCUCCGGCCCCCCUCAGCAGCGGGGACUCCACCAGCCCCUCCCCCUGGGCUCCCCGGGGCCGUGACCUGGACAGCAGGGGCCCCUCUGCCUCCGAUGCCUCCUCUGAGCACACUGCCUUUCCCCCUUCGGCCCCACAUGCCUGGCCCCACACGGCAGCUCCUGUUCGGCGAACCCUCUCCAAGAGAGCCUCGGCCAUGUCGGCCACCAGCCUUGGGGGCGAGACGCCCCGGUCCUUCAGCCCUGCCCCACUGUCCGCUCUGACCUCGUCCCAAAGCACCUCCGCCCUGACUGAGCCACGUGGCCUCUUCACGGCCAGCCAGCAGCCGCCGCCACCAGCCCUGGGUAGGUCUUCUCUGGCCAGGAGGGGGGGAAGCGUGGCAGGACCCUCCGCCUGGGCUGAGGGCUCUCCUUCUCUCUUUCCUUCCGUGCCAGGCGUCUCCCGUGGGCCCUCCCCCGUGGUCCUGGGCUCCCAGGGGGCCCUGCCCGUGGCCACAGCCUUCACGGAGUACAUCCACGCUUACUUCAAGGGGCAGAACGCAGACAGCUGCCUCGUCAAGGUGACCGGGGAGCUGACCAUGUCCUUCCCGGCGGGCAUCAUCCGGGUUUUCAGCAGCGCCCCGGCCCCCCCGGUCCUCAGCUUCCGCUUGCUGCACACGGCGCCCAUCGAGCAGUUCCUGCCCAACGCCAGCCUGCUCUUCAGUGACUCCUCGCAGAGCGACCCCAGCAGCAGAGACUUCUGGCUUAACAUGGCCGCCCUGACUGGGCACCUCCAGAAGCAAGCUGAGCAGUCAGGGGCUGCCCCAUAUUACAACGUGACCCUGCUCAGAUACCAGUACUCCCGGCAGGGGCAGGAAUGGGCCCCGCUGCAGCUGUCAGUCAGCUGGGAGUGUGGCUCGGAGGCCACCCGGGUGAGUGUGGACUACCGCUACAAUGCCUCCGCCUUGGCCUCGGCCGUGGCCCUCACCAACGUACAGGUGCUGCUGCCCAUCGAGGAGCCCGUGGCCAACGUCCAGCCCCAACCCAAGGCCUGCUGGAACCUGGAGGAGAAGCGCCUGCUCUGGCGGCUUCUAGACGUGCCCAGCACCCAGGGCCAGGGAGGGUCCGGCCGCCUCCUGGCCAGCUGGGAGCCCUUGGACGGCCCCAGCAGACCCACCCCAGUGGCUGCCCAGUUCACCAGUGAGGGCAGCACCGUCUCAGGAGCCGACGUGGAGCUGGUGGGCAGCGGCUACCGGAUGUCACUGGUGAAGAAGAGGUUUGCCACAGGAAUUUAUCUCGCCGGCUCCUGAACAUUGGCGGCCCUGGGAACUUUUCUCUCUUAACUCUUCUGGGAGACAAAAAUAAUAUAUUUGUGUGUUUUAAAUUAUUUUUUGCCUGGAUUUUAAACACUGGGGGGGGGAGCCACGCUGGAGGCCUGAGAGGUCAGAAGAGGACGUGACUUGGACAGCCUGGAAGCUGCCCCCGGUCAGCCAUUCUCCCUCCCUCCACUUCGGUUCCGAUUCUCCAUCCGUCUUUCAAAAUGUGGCCGGUGGGCCCUGCCCCACUUGGGAAGCAGCCGAAGAGAAGUGGGGCGCCUGGGGGAACCUUGGUCUUUUAAUAAACAGGUUUGUUUUUCUAA